UGCAAUGCUGUCUAGAAUCGAAUACAUUAGAAAUGAUGUAACCCAGAACUGUGAAGGCAAACUUUCAGAAGAUCUGUUCAAUAAAUACUGGGAUGAUAUCGCACAGGCAGUAUUUAAAUUGGUAUAUUCACAUGGUAUUGCAGAGGGCAGAGAGAAGAAUCUACUGAUAAGUAGACUACAUAUGUUGAGCUCAAUUGAUUUAGACAAACAUAAGAUAUGUAGAUACAUUGAUAUGUCUGGAACAUAUCCUGCUACGAUACUUCAAAAAAUAAUAUCUGAAUAUUGCACAUUAACGGAACAAACAAUAGAAGGCAUUCUAAGAUCGGAAAAACAUUAUCUGUAUCAUAAACGAUUCGUAACAGAAUCAUGUUGUGUAUGUAACGCCAAUGAUGUGCUUUUCUGUACGUACACCAAAGUAAUUCCAGAAAGGCUGUGGGACAUCAUGUAUGAGUGGAAAGAGGAUAUUGAUUCACAUAUCUGUCCAUCUAAUCUAGAAAAAUGCUGUGAAAGAUUUAUUCCUAAAAUGAUUGAUAAGUGUGAUUUAUCAGUGACUGUACCAUUGGUGCUUAACAUUCCUGAUAUGUUGGCAUUUGUAAUAAAUCGAUUAUACGUGAAUUUCGAUACGUUUCUUAUGAAUAACAAGCAUGCAAUAUACCAUUCCAUGGAGAAAAAAAGGUGUUGUAAUUGUGUCAAGGAUCCUACUGAAAAAAUAUUAUUCAAUAAAAAAGAAUGGAAUAAACUAUUUAGAAAGGAAGAUAGUGUAUCUUGUAAGAUUUCCCCUAAGGAUUAUUGCUGUAAGUACUCUGUGAUAAACAAUAUUAAAUUGUCAAACGUUGACGAAAUAUUAUUGUCCAAAAUUUGUCAUGUCACAGGCCCUAUUAGUGUUCUUAAUCUGAUUGGACAAGAUACGUUUUUAUACUUUUUAAACUGGACUGUUGAUGAACAAGCAUUAAGUGGGGCAAUAACAGAACUAUUGUAUGUGAUAGAAGAUGAAACCUUUCGCAAUGAUAUGUUACAACGAAUAUCAUCCUGCAACCUUCAUCAACUGUAUGAGAAUAAUGUAAAAGUUGAUGUACCGAGAUGGAUUUCAAAGCAAUUGCAAAAUCACAAGGCAACCUCAGAAACACUGUUCCCAAUGUUUGUAUUCGAUAAAGAUGAUCUUAAUGUGAAGAGUCUACAGAUUCCAACAGAUUUUUCUCUACCUAAUAGAACCAAAUAG
Mytilus californianus (California mussel) is the source of this 1219-nucleotide messenger RNA. RefSeq lists its product as uncharacterized. The coding region runs from base 5 to 1219 and encodes 404 amino acids. The record is from RefSeq and is a predicted model, not a curated record. Lineage: Eukaryota; Metazoa; Mollusca; Bivalvia; Mytilida; Mytilidae. The transcript has 6 exons.